Molecule: messenger RNA, 1467 nt
Organism: Fraxinus pennsylvanica
Lineage: Eukaryota; Viridiplantae; Streptophyta; Magnoliopsida; Lamiales; Oleaceae
Source: the annotation of a GenBank genome assembly
AUGCACGUGACUAAGGGUGGCUGGGCUGUGCAAACAUUUGCCCUUGCUGCGAACGAUGACUCGAGAGGGAGGAAGUCGAGGAUCAGGCGUUCAAAAGAAGAAAGGAAGGAAAUGGUUGAAUCUUUCAUAAAUAAAUAUCAGAAAUCGAAUAAUGGGAAUUUUCCGUCACUUAAUCUCACUCACAAAGAAGUUGGUGGAUCUUUUUAUACGGUGCGAGAAAUUGUUCGAGAGAUUAUUCAAGAGAACAAAGUGCUUGGUCCAGCUAAGUCAUUUCUGAAGGAGCAUAACAACUCUGAGUUUCUGAAACAUUACCCGCUGGGAUCGAUUUCUAUUCAACCCCAGAUUGAUUUCUCAUCAGAUAAAGCUCAUGCUGUAAUUGAUAUCACACCUGAUGAUCAUCGGGUUAUAACUGAAAAGCACAUUUCUAUUUCUAAUGGGACAUUCCGUGGACCCGAGUCCUUUGCAUUGGAUAAUGAUGUGAAUGGGCAUAGUCAGGCAGUUCAGGAAAACAAAGGAUCAGAUGAACAGAGUACAAAACAUGGUGCACUCAUUCCUCAAGAUACCAGCGUGGAAGAUGUCUCAAAAGAUAGUAAGCAGUUUUCUCAACCUAAGAGUCAGGAGUUUGAGAAUGAACAAAUUGCUAACACUAGUGUUGGGCCUGGAAAUCAUCAAGAAUGUGAUCGGCAAAUUUUUUCGCGAUUUAGUGGGGAAGUUUCUGAACCAGGGACUAAGAGACUUAGUGAUGAGCAAAUUUUAUAUGUGGAUCGAAUACUUGAAAGAAAAACCAAAGAAUAUGAAGAGCUAGUAGGUAUGGAGUCAAUAGUGAGGGAGAGUACAGGUAGAGAGAAAGUUGGAGCCGAAGAACUGAAAAAGUCAGAAGCUGCAAUAUCUCCUGUUAAUGCUGAUAUGGUUAUGGAGAAAUUCCCAAUGAGGCCUCUUUCUACAACUCAUGAUGCAGAUGGAGGAUCUAGUAAAUCAAGUGAUGUCACUGGAGCUUUGGGAUAUGGAGCAACUCAACAUGACAGAAUAUCUUUUGAAAGCUUUUCUGGUUUGAUAAAUGAAAAGGUGGAUGAAAAGUUUCCCGGUUCAACAAUGAAAGGGAACAGUGAGUUCAGGGAUGAAAAACCAUUGAAACACAAAGGCCCGUCUUUGGAAAGUUCAAAUUGCUGUGGAACAGACGAAGCUAAUGCACUUGAUAUUCGCCACAUUAGAGAUGUUGAAGUCAAGCACUCCUUGCCUGAUGGAACCACGGCCAGUGACUCUCCUGAACAGUUGAUUUCUACAGAGUCCACUGCAGUCAUGGAAAAGCUUAACAUCUCCUACGACAACUAUCCGAAAGAAAAUAACACAAUUAGCCAGGAAACAUCAGAAGGAACGUCAAAGAAAACCUCUGCACCUGAAACUAAUUCUCUUUGGGCUCUACUUAUAGCAUUCCUGUUGGCUUUUGUGAAGUUUUGGACUAAAUAA